UUACCGUCAUCAUAUGGUAGCAGCCUACUUCACAGUAAAUCCUGCCACAGAGGCACCUUUAAGUUCUUUACUUCAUGUGUCUGUUAGGGAAGCUUGUCGGUCUCAGGCAAAAGUAAUGGGCUUUGCAGUUUCUGGUAUCUUGGAAAACAACCUUGACAACCAUGAAAAGGUGUAGGGCCAAAGCCACUUAACCCAUAGGCAUUCUGCCCAUAGAAGCAUUGGCAACGCAGCCCAGUGUUGCCAGAUGGCUUUAAACUUGUUGGCGUUUAAAAUUCCUCAGCUGCUUAGACAUAUGCCCUUCCUAAGAAUAAGUGUGAAGACGUUAGUGUCACUCUGACUCAUAGAAGAUGGUGUCACGAUUGAUGGAAGACCCUGCCUUGUGUGAGCAGAAAUGCUUUUUUAUUACUUUAAUAUUUAUUUAUUUUAAUUUUUAUACUUUCAAUGAUCUGCAAAGUUUCUGGCAAAACUAUUUGUCUAAAUACAGAAAAACUAAAAUGAUGUGGGUAUAAAAAAUAUAACAUGAUCUUGAUAUGAUUUGAUACUCCAGACAAAAAAAUAUACUCCAAGACAAUUAGCAUUUUUUUAGAACAUUUGUUUGCUUACGUUAGAUAUGCACAAAAAUGCGGCGGGACUUUUCAUGCUGGAGUUUGUGUUUGGCGUGCAAAGAGCUCCUAAAUAUAUCUUCCACAUAGGAGGAGUGAGGUCAGAGGAAAUCUCUAGUGAAGUCUUUAGGCUCAUUAAGGACGGGAUUGAUCUCUGCAACACCUACUGGAGCUGCCAAAGCUUCGGUUCUGCCAAGUGGCAAAGUAGAACUGUGUAGGCUGCAGGAUGCAACACCCCCGAUGCCCCCAACCCAAUUCCACUGGGGACCAUCGGAGGACAGCGCAACAAGUGUGUAGUCUGACAGGCCUCGCUAUUUGUUUAUUUAUUCAACACAUGUAAGCAAUAUGAUUCUGAGUCACAUUUGCAACUCAGACAUUUUAAAGGGAUAAUUGGGAAUAGGUUCAACAUUGGUUUUGUCCACUAAUUGGUCGUGUUUGAAUUAAUUAGGUUAAACUAGGCUAAUUAGGUUAAAGUAGGUUAGAGGAUUGUCCAUUUAUUACUUUGCUUCUCUAGACCUGCAUUUUCGCUCAUUUGCCUUGUUGCUGGUCCUCCUGAUACAACCAUGAAACGUGCAGCAUCAGUCGUCUAUUAUUAAAGUUCAGGGCAUCUCAUUAGUUCUGUGCUAUUUAUAGUAACUAGAAAUAAAAAAUAGAUUUGAUAAAUUACUUAAUUAGAGAACCAUUAUAACAAAAAUAAGCCCCUUCCUGUUCUUCUUCAAAACAAUGUAGUGUAAAAAAAAAAAUUUGCUUUAAACCGCAAGUGUUCACUUCUUUGUUUCCUUUCAUUAUUAAAGUCUGCCGCUCCAAACGCAGUGGUGCCCAUAAAGAAUUAGGUGCCUACUUGAAUUAAACUAUUUUAUGAACAGUGUGUAGCCAUUCAAAUUAAAAGUCCAUCUCUGUGUCUUUUCUCCCUUACAUUGUCUAUAAUGAAAGGAUUAGUGAAAACUCUCAGUACGAGCCAUUAUCUUUCAGACAAUAGAUUUUUUGAAAGAAAGUUUUGUCGAGGCUUCAUUAGCAAUGACCUCCCUCUGUGGUCUGAAUGCAGGACACAUUUGGAGCAAUUACUUGACCAGAAAACAACUGUCAGUCAUUCUUAAAGGGGAAGGAUUCCAAUUAAUAAACCUCUUAAACCCUUUGGUUUUACUACCAUUCCCCCGCAAGCUUUGGUGUCUUGUGUGGUUAAGGAGAGUUUUUCCAGAGGAGAACAAUAUUAUCUGUGCUUGUUGCUGAGGGCUCCCAACAGUCGCUCCUUUGCUCACUUGUGUGCAGGGGAUUUCAAGGACUUAACUGGGAGUAACAAGUGCCUACACUACAUGUUGUUAGUGUCAUUAGUCUACUUAUGGACUAUGUAGACACCAUGUGCGUUGCAGGAACCUGAAGAGCGCCGAAGAUGCAAGUUUGCUCUGCUUGUGUGGAAACACUAUAUUGAACGUCACAGAAGUUAUCCUUAAAGGAUACGGCCCCCAUGCUUCACAUAAAUCUGCCCCAUUGCACGUGAAGCAGAACCUAAAGCGCUCUGUACAACAGCUGCUUUGCUUAGUCCCACUUUGUCCCGUUCCAAUUUUUUCGAGGAGGAGAAAAAGUGUUUACAAAGGAUCGGAUGCAUUUGUCAAUGGAUGCCCUUGGAAUAGUGGACGAUAGUUGCCUGGACAACUAUGACAUUGCAAAAAAUGCCGGGUCGAGCAGUGGAGGCAGGGUCCACAGUAUUGAUGUCAUACUGGGAUUCACUAAAGACCAGGACCCUUUACUCCAUUCGGUAGGAGAUGGUGACAGCCAAAAAGCCAACGGAGAAAACCUACAUCACUCUGAAAAGCAGGUCCAGCUCGACCCAUACGGGCACCUUCCAGAACUGGGCGACAGCUCCCAGCAUUCUUCCUACCAUGAAUCUGACCUUUUCUCAGGUGACAAGUGUGAUGGAGAAAUGAGUGACCUGCAGAAGAGCGUGGACGAGGGCGAGGGGUCUCCAGAGACCUUAAAAGAGGAGGAGCACACUAAAAAGAAACACAGAAGAAAUCGCACCACCUUCACCACCUAUCAGCUUCAUGAGCUGGAGCGAGCCUUCGAGAAGUCCCACUACCCAGACGUCUACAGCCGCGAGGAGCUGGCGAUGAAGGUCAACUUGCCGGAGGUCCGAGUUCAGGUGUGGUUCCAGAACCGAAGGGCCAAGUGGCGACGUCAAGAAAAGAUGGACACUAGCACCAUGAAGCUCCACGAUUCCCCCAUGCUCUCCUUCAGUCGCCCCUCGAUGCCUCCCAACGCUUGUCCCGUGGGCAACUCGAUGCCCCUGGAUCCCUGGCUGACCUCGCCCAUCUCCAGUGCCACGCCCAUGCAUACCAUCCCGGGGUUUAUGGGCUCACCGCAGGGCUUGCAGCCUGCCUAUCCGAGCCAUGGCUUUCUCAACACCCCGUCUGGCAUGGUCCAAGGUAUGCAGCCCAUGGGCCCACCUGCUUACCAGUGCCCUCCCAGCUUCAACGAUAAAUACCCAAUGGAGGAUGACAGGAGUACCAGCAUUGCAGCACUCAGGAUGAAGGCCAAAGAGCACCUUCAGUCGAUGGAUAAAACCUGGCAGCACAUGUGAUGUGGCAGCGGCACUAUGGACGGAUUUCUGAGCUGCUCCCGUGAAUGUUUACAAACUGCUUUUCAACUGUUAGUUUCAUGUACCGAUGAAGAGGAUACAUGACACCAAAGGCGUUUGAGAGGCUGCUAUUUUUUUUCAAUAAGGCUAAUAAGCAACUCUCAAAUUGGACUUCUUGUGAUUUUUGUUUUGUUUUAAAAAUUCACUUUAAAAAUGUCAUUAAUUUUGACCAAACAAGGUUUUUGGUCGCAAGGAAUAAUGGUCAAAUCUCUGGUGGUCAUUAUUUUGGUUGAGCACGAGAUGUUUGGGAAUAUUCAUUUUUGUUUGAGUGAGAGAAAAUCUUAAACGUGAAUGUUUUGACACUUUAAAUUAGUGUCCUUGUUAAUUUUGUAUAUUUCUGACAAGUUUCAGACAUUAUACUGACACAAUGAAAUACAGCAUAGCAUAUGAGAGACUAAGUAGAGCCAUGUGGUCAGUAUUAGCAACAUUUUUCCAUUUAGAGUUAUUACUUUACAGAUUUCAAAACAUUUAUAUAAGUUUGCUGUCUUAAUCCAGUGGCGUUCUGACCUUUUUGUUGAAAUAUACGUUAGAAUUUCUGAAGCUAACUCUCACUACAGGUACCUGAGUGUAAGAUCGUCCUGUUCCCUUCAUGUGAUAACAUGAGGUUUACAUAAAUGGCCACUGAACUGCACUUUCAGGGUGUUUGUUGGUAUCUAAUCCUCAAGAAAUAGUUACUGUUGGUAUAAACUCGUUUUUUCCCCAUGUAUAUCUGAUUGGUUGGCUUUUUCACUUUGUCCAUUUUUAUUUUUUAUUUUUACUGUACUUUCAAAAAUGCAAAAAAGUUUCAUCUCUUUAUUGUAAUUUGGGUUAAAAAUCAAUAUGAUUGCUUUUUUUAAAUCAUUAAAAUUGCCUUUUGGAGAGCAUGGAGUCCGAAUGGGGGAGGUUAUCGGAAGUCAGAGAGCAUAAUCUGGUUCGAGGGCUAAUUUAAACAGACAAGCAUACCUCUUAACACCUAAUUACUGCUUUUAAAGCGAUUAACCCCGGAUUUUCAGCCAUAGACAGAAUGCCCUCAGAUGCCCCUGAAAACCCCUUUAAGAGACCCGAUUAACCCCCCCUCAAACUUGCUCGUUUACAUUAUUUCUAAUUUACAGAUACAACACUACAUACCAGUGUUAUUCUUCUACGGUCUUGAUCUUCAUCCUUAUUGGUAAAGGAUGCUUCUUAUUACAUUGUUGAUACAAUAGUCACUUGAGUCAAAUGGAUUUAAGUCGAGAAAGUUAAUGGUUGCUGGCAGCCCCUCGUACCUCUUGGAAAUAGCACAGUUUGAUAAAAACUGUUGGACCACAAAUGGGAGGAGAUGACAACGUGUUUCUUUUUUAUGUUUAUGCAUUAAACUGAUGUCGAAGGCUGCUGUGUUAGCAAAACAACCUUUUUCAUGAUUAGGAUUUCUUCUGUGGCUCUAAAUCAAUAAAUCAAAUGACAUUUUGUUCCAUGGACUCGAGGGAAAAGAUCUUGCUAAGCAUCUGCCCCAUCUCUUUAUCAAAAUGUGUCAUGACGUUAAAUUGAUCAAUACCUGAAUCAAUACGACUCCAUCGAUAAUACUGUCAUCAAUUAUCUGUAUAUCACAGCCUUUAGAAAUGGCAUCAUCCACAGUUGUAUAGGUUUUGCUGUUUGUUUUGUUUUAAUCCCUGUUCACACCGGUGGACGAAAAGGCCAAAGAAAUAAGAAGGACAUUUUCCUUUUACUAGAAGAAACAUUUAUAAAUAUUUGUGGAUGUUUGUUAUUUUUUUCAUCAGUUUUCAGUAUCAUUGUAUACUAAUUUCUAGUUCUUCCAAGUUUUUAAACUGUGAUAUCCCUUUUUCCAUGUGCAAAACAUAGAAUAAAGUUACAGUAGCACUACUGUAGAAGCAC
Messenger RNA from Hippoglossus stenolepis (Pacific halibut), 5088 nucleotides. RefSeq names its product retinal homeobox protein Rx2. The transcript is spliced from 4 exons. The record is from RefSeq and is a predicted model, not a curated record. The coding region runs from base 2203 to 3180 and encodes 325 amino acids. Gene Ontology annotation, molecular function: DNA-binding transcription factor activity, RNA polymerase II-specific; RNA polymerase II cis-regulatory region sequence-specific DNA binding. NCBI's taxonomy places the organism in Eukaryota, Metazoa, Chordata, Actinopteri, Pleuronectiformes, Pleuronectidae. Gene Ontology annotation, biological process: positive regulation of transcription by RNA polymerase II.